This is a messenger RNA of Fonsecaea multimorphosa CBS 102226, 1191 nucleotides long. RefSeq lists its product as uncharacterized. The record is from RefSeq and is a predicted model, not a curated record. Gene Ontology annotation, molecular function: FAD binding. NCBI's taxonomy places the organism in Eukaryota, Fungi, Ascomycota, Eurotiomycetes, Chaetothyriales, Herpotrichiellaceae. The transcript is spliced from 4 exons. The coding region runs from base 1 to 1191 and encodes 396 amino acids.
AUGAUCAUCGUGGGCGCUGGCCCGUCGGGCCUACUGCUGGGUAUCCUUCUGGCCAAGCAAGGGGUCAAGGUUUCAAUCCUCGAGGCAGCAGGCGAACUGGACAAGAAUCCCCGAGCGGCUCACUAUGCCCCUUCAGCCGUCUACGAGUUGAAUCGGGCGGGCGUUCUCGACGAGGUCAAGAAACAGGGGAUCCAUCCCGAUGCCGUCUGCUGGCGCCACCCGGACGGCACGUUCAUCGCGGGCAUCCGGAGUCGGUUCGACAUCGAAUUCCCCAUGGUCUGCCUGCCCCUGGAUCAACUCGACGUCAUCCUCCUCCAGCAUUUUCUGGCGCAACCGGGCACCGAGAUCUUGUGGCACCACAAGGUCGUCUCGAUCGACCAGGACGAAAACGAGGCGAGGGUCCACGUCGAGACUCCCGAGGGGAACAAGACGUUCGGCGCCGACUACAUCGUCGGAUGUGACGGGGCAAACAGCCAGAUCAGGCGGUCGCUCUUUGGUGACCUGAACUAUCCCGGGGAGACGUUGCAGAAGCAGAUCAUUGCCACCAAUGUAUAUUACGACUUCCACAAAUUCGGGUACUGGGACUCGAAUUUCAUCAUCGACGAAAAUGACUGGUACAUGGCAGCAAGGAUCACCCAAGAUGGCCUGUGGAGAGUAACGUACGGUGAUGUAUGGGGCCUGUCGAACGAGGAGUAUCUGGCAAGACAGCCCGAACGGUACGAGAAAAUCCUGCCUGGGCAUCCGAAGCCGGGAGAUUAUAAGCUCGUCAGCGCCAGUCCGUACAAGCUACAUCAACGAUGCGCAGAUUCGUUUCGAGUGGGGAGAUUUUUGCUCGCCGCCGACGCUGCUCAUUUGUGCAACCCCUUCGGUGGGCUGGGUCUAACUGGCGGAAUCGCCGACGUAGGGAGCUUGUUUGAUGCUCUCGUGGCGUUGAAAGAGGGAAAGGCGGACGACAGCAUUCUGGACAAGUACAGCGAAGUCCGGCGCAAGAAAUGGGCCGAAAUUAUCGACCCUAUGUCUCGAGCGAAUUUCCGGCGUGUCUGUCUAGACGAAGCCGAGUCGGAGAGACAAGAGUUCUGGAAUCUUUGCAAAAAGAUGGAAGAGGAUGACGAACUGGCGCGCCAGAUGGCACAGGGAACGAAUAUUUUGCGAGAAGAUUUUCGGGAGUAUGUGACGGCUGGUGCAGCGUAG